Molecule: messenger RNA, 1266 nt
Organism: Anopheles nili
Lineage: Eukaryota; Metazoa; Arthropoda; Insecta; Diptera; Culicidae
Gene: HLH3B
Exons: 2
Coding region: 1-1266 (421 amino acids)
Biological process (GO): regulation of transcription by RNA polymerase II
Molecular function (GO): DNA-binding transcription factor activity, RNA polymerase II-specific; protein dimerization activity; RNA polymerase II cis-regulatory region sequence-specific DNA binding
Source: RefSeq, a predicted model, not a curated record
AUGGAAAGAACUCCAAAUAGUGAAAUUGAUAUGUCCAAGCUUGCACCAUCCACGAAAGGACUUUUGACCACGUUCGAAAAUGCCAACGCUAGCUUGAUGGCUUCUGCGCUGGUAACCGCCCAGUUUAUUAACGUAAAAGGAUCCGACGAGUCAUUGCGGCACGGUGAAUGUGAAUUGCAAAACAGACCAGAUACCGCCGGCUUCAGCCCAAUUCCGAUGCAGGACAUGUCUGACGAUGAUAUGUCGGAAUUUUCAUCCAAUGACAGUGACGGGCUUGAAGAGUUGGAUUUAAAAGCUUCUGGACACGCGAGCAACACCGAGGAAGGAACCACUAGUCAGAAAUCAGAUAGUGCCAACUGUGGAUCCCUUGUGCCAAUAAUGCCAGUGCUUAAUCUAUCCGGUACAAAACUUGGCAUAGGAACAGGAGGAAUUAAUGGAACCGGUACCGUUGUGAGGAAAAUGUUUACCAAUACCCGAGAGCGUUGGCGGCAACAAAAUGUGUCAGGUGCUUUCGCUGAACUGCGAAAACUCGUACCGACACAUCCACCGGACAAGAAGCUGUCCAAGAAUGAAAUACUUCGUAUGGCCAUUCGAUAUAUUCGUCUGUUGACAAAUGUGCUCGAGUGGCAAAAGAAACAGGAAGUGAACGAUCGCGCCCCCUUGAAACAACGCAGCUCCCAGCAACAGCAGCAGCAGCAACUUCUACUUCAAAGCCCUCAAAACCAACAUUCGUUUCAGCAGCAACAUCCUAAUAACGAAAAUUAUUUCACCGGCAAUUACCGCGAAAAUGGCAAUAAUCUAUUGAUGAUCGUGUCUCCCAAGUCCUUUGCGAAAACCACCAGCACAGCAAAUCGUCCCAUCAAAUUGGAGGCCAAGUUGGAACCGGCCGUAGAAAUCGAAAAAAUCAAGAUAGUCGCUAAGCUAUGCCCAUCGGGGAAAAUCUCCAAAUCGAGUGCUUCUAUUUCGUCGGGGGCUCUGAAAAAUCGACGCAAGGCUACGGGUACCGCAUUGCACGUGGCUAGUGCAGGUAUGAAUGGUGGUGUUGCACUAGUCGGAACUUUUCGACCUGGUUUACACAUCAAGACCGACCUGAUGGCUCUUUCACAGCCGUGUGAGGCUAUGUCUACGAUCAUGGAAAGCGAAAUUAAGCGUGAGCUAACUCAUCACAGCCAUCAAAAAACCAGAAGCGAAGAUUUUCGCAGAAGCGAGUAUAUGCGUGAAGAGGAAAUCGCUCAGAAAAGGUCGUCAGAAAGAGAUCUGGAAUAA